AUGACCACGGAAGACAUACUCAAGUCUUUCAUGCUACAGUCCAACAAGCUCAUGGAGCAGAACAAUCAAAGGAUGGAGAAGGUUGAGAUAGAUGUGCAAAGUAUGGCCACUCAUCUGAAGAACAUCGACACACAGAUCAUCCAGAUUUCCCAGACUGUGAGUACAAUUACGCAAUCGGGAAAAUUCCCUUCGAAUACCAUCAUAAAUCCCAAAGAAUGCAAAGCCGUGCAUCUAAGGAGUGGCACUGUUUAUGAAGCUCCCUCACUGCCUGCGAUCAUAUCUGAUACCGUUCUUGAGCCCAAGGCUGCCGUGGCAGAGAAGGAAAAUGAGGCUGAAAAGGAGAAUACUGGCACCACUUCUGGAGUAAAAGUGCCAUUCCCGCAGGUACUGAAUCAGAAGAAGAAGAAGAAAGAUGAGCAGUUCACUCGAUUUCUGGACAUCUUCAGAAAGGUGCAUGUGAACAUUCCUUUGAUCGAGGCACUGCAGCAGAUGCCUAAGUACACUAAGUUUCUGAAGGAGGUGAUAGCCCUGAAGACCAGUUGGGGGCAGGUUGACACUAUUAAUCUAACUGAAAAUUGCAGUGCUCUGCUGCAAAGGAAACUGCCUGCCAAGCUGAAGGACCCUGGAAGUUUCACUGUCGACUGCCUCAUUGGGGGCUAUAAGGUGGAGAAUGCUCUCUGCGAUCUAGGCGCGAGAUUAAUUUAA
Molecule: messenger RNA, 705 nt
Organism: Salvia splendens (bonfire salvia)
Lineage: Eukaryota; Viridiplantae; Streptophyta; Magnoliopsida; Lamiales; Lamiaceae
Exons: 1
Coding region: 1-705 (234 amino acids)
Source: RefSeq, a predicted model, not a curated record